AUGAAUUGCUUAAGUUGGAACUGUCGGGGGCUUGGGAACCAACCGACAGUUCGUCAGUUUGAUUGGCUAAUCAAACAAAAGAAGCCCGAAUUAGUGUUCAUUAUGGAAUCUAAACUCAUGGAGACGGAAUGGACACCAAUUCUUCAGAAAAGUGGUUUUGAGAAUUUGUUUGUGAUUGAUUGUGAUAAUGAUGAUGGAGGCAGGAAAGGCGGUCUGGGACUUCUCUGGACUAGUGAGCUACAAGUGACUAUCAAAACUUCUUCACGGCAUCAUAUUUUAGCUUCGGUGGAUAAUCAGUGCAACUCGAUAUGGGAUUUCUGUGGUGUGUACGGGUGGAGCAGAACAGAGGAGCACCAUCAUACUUGGGAAUUAUUGCGCAAGAUUAGUUUGGAAAUAGGAGAUAAGUGGCUGUGUGGGGGGGACUUUAACGAGACUUUAUACCAUUUUGAGAAGAAAGGAGGCAACUUGAAAGCUGACUCGAGACUCUGUGCUUUCAGGGACGUGGUUGACAGUUGUGGCCUUCAAGAUUUGGGGUUUUCGGGCGAUCCUUUCACCUGGUCUAAUAAUCAGAGAGGAGAAGAUCACAUUACUGAAAGGCUGGACCGUUUCUUCGGCAAUGAAGCAUGGAUUGAGUGCUUCCCGGGCUAUGUUGUCACGCAUCUCACUAGAAAAUCAAGCGACCAUUGUCCGGUCCUUUUAUCCCUUGAUCGUGAUGAAGAGGAUGUUCGACCUCGUUCAAAGCCAUUCCGCUACGAAGCAAUGUGGCUAAAGGAUGAGAGAUGCAAGCCUUUUUGCAAUAACUUAUGGCAGCAAGGGGGCCUUUUGGAGUCGGCUACUGAUUUCAAGCAAAAAAUAGAGGAUAUGGGGGUCGAGCUCAAGCAAUGGGAAAAGAGGGAAUUUGGACACAUCAGAAAAAGGUGCAAAGAACUCAGAGAAGAGCUAGGGGAUCUCCAAAAACCUUCUAACGAUCCUUAUACAAAAGAUAAGCAGAGAUUGGUGGAAGCUGAACUAGAUGAUCUGCAUUCAAAGGAAGAGAUUAUGUGGAAACAAAGAUCCAGAGUGGACUGGCUGGUUGAUGGGGAUAGAAAUACAGGGUUUUUUCAUCGAGUUGCAGAAGGCAGGAAAAAACGCAAUCAUAUACGUGAGAUUUAG
Salvia miltiorrhiza (redroot sage) is the source of this 1152-nucleotide messenger RNA. RefSeq lists its product as uncharacterized. Bases 1 to 1152 code for a protein of 383 amino acids. NCBI's taxonomy places the organism in Eukaryota, Viridiplantae, Streptophyta, Magnoliopsida, Lamiales, Lamiaceae. Gene Ontology annotation, molecular function: catalytic activity. The record is from RefSeq and is a predicted model, not a curated record. The transcript has a single exon.